Messenger RNA from Boeremia exigua, 878 nucleotides. RefSeq lists its product as uncharacterized. Bases 217 to 636 code for a protein of 139 amino acids. The transcript has a single exon. NCBI's taxonomy places the organism in Eukaryota, Fungi, Ascomycota, Dothideomycetes, Pleosporales, Didymellaceae. The record is from RefSeq and is a predicted model, not a curated record.
GGGGGUGGGGCGCGGGGCGGGCGUGUGGGUGUUGGUGCGGCGGUGGGGGUGCGGGUAGGGGUAGUCGUCGUCUGAGGAGGAGGAGGAUGAGGAGCGCGAGAGGAUUAGGCGCGGGCGUUUGAAGGAUGGGCGGCGCGGGGGCGGGGGUGGAGAAGGUGUGCGGAUGCGGAUGCGGUCGCGGCCGCGUGAGCGGGAGCGGGUCCGGGUGUGGGUGUGAUGGUAUGUGAAGGCGUCCAUUGUGGUUGGUUGUGUGCUUUGUGUAUGCUAGUAGGGUUGCUCGAUGGUGACUUAUAUAGUGGAGAGAGAGAGAAUGGGAGAGGGAGGGUGGUGUUUAUACUUUACGCUAAAGCAGCCAGCAAACACGACUUUCUAUCCUCACCGACCCGUAUGCCUCCACUGUCUCACCUGCCUAGCCGUGCGUUCACGCACGCCGGCCGCCGCACCUGCACCGCCGCAGGACUGCGCCGCGUGGCUGGGGCUCUGCGCGCGGGCUGUGAUUGGCCAGUCUGGCGCGGUCGGUCGGGUGCACAUGAACACCCUGGCCGCACGCGCGAACACGCUGGGUGCCUGACCAAGUCCUCUUGCCUUGAUGUCGGUCACGAUGACGCGUGGGCUGCGAUGGUGUCGGUGCGGUGAGGACAGCGUGCGGGUGCCCGAGUUGCCACGGGUGGCAGUGAGUCUGGGAGGGGUGGGGGCCGAAUGAGUUUGAGGGCGCCAGGUAUGAGUCUGGGGCGUCUGGGAGGCCGUCUGGCCCAGAUCCACGUGUGUAGUUUGCCUGGUCGUCGUGAUGGUAAUCUCGCUCCUGCUGAUCAAGCAGCCGCGCAGAGCCGCAUGUUAGUCAGUGGCUCUUCAUUUGGAAGACAGCAAUGGAAGGUGCG